CGGGCGGGAGGGCGGGCGACCGGCCGCAGCCAUGGAGCCCCGCAGCAUGGAGUAUUUCAGCGCCCAGGUGCUGCAGAAGGACGUCGGCGGCCGGCUGCAGGUCGGCCAGGAGCUCCUGCUCUACCUCGGCAACCCCGGCGCCAUCCCGGACCUGGAGGAAGACCAGAGCCGCCUAGGCAAGACUGUGGACGCACUCACCGGCUGGGUGGGCUCGAGCAACUACCGGGUAUCCUUAAUGGGACUGGAAAUUUUAAGUGCCUUUGUGGACAGAUUAUCAACACGAUUUAAGUCCUAUGUAGCAAUGGUUAUUGUAGCUUUAAUAGACAGAAUGGGAGAUGCCAAAGACAAAGUCCGAGAUGAAGCUCAGACUCUGAUAUUGAAGUUAAUGGACCAAGUAGCACCGCCUAUGUUCAUUUGGGAGCAGUUGGCUUCUGGUUUUAAGCACAAGAAUUUUCGAUCUCGAGAAGGCAUUUGUCUGUGUCUUAUUGAAACCUUAAACAUUUUUGGGGCUCAGCCCCUUGUCGUCAGCAAGUUGGUACCUCAUUUGUGCAUCUUAUUUGGAGAUUCCAACAGCCAGGUGAGAGAUGCUGCAAUAUUGGCUAUUGUAGAGAUUUAUAGACAUGUGGGAGAGAAAGUGAGGAUUGAUCUUCAUAAGAGAGGAAUUCCCUCUGCUAGAUUAGAAAUGAUAUUUGCCAAAUUUGAUGAAGUGCAAAAUUCAGGCGGUAUGAUUUUGAGUGUCUGCAAAGAUAAAAGCUUUGAUGAUGAGGAAUCAGUGGAUGGAAAUAGGCCAUCAUCAGCUGCUUCAGCUUUCAAGGUUCCUGCACCUAAAACAUCCGGAAAUCCUAUCAACAGUGUAAGGAAGCCUGGUUCAGCAGGUGGCCCUAAGGUUGGAGGUGCUUCUAAAGAAGGAGGUGCUGGAGCAGUUGAUGAAGAUGAUUUUAUAAAAGCUUUUACAGAUGUCCCUUCAAUUCAGAUAUAUUCUAGUCGAGAACUUGAAGAAACCUUAAAUAAAAUCAGGGAAAUUUUGUCAGAUGACAAACAUGACUGGGAUCAGCGUGCCAAUGCACUUAAGAAAAUUCGGUCGCUGCUCGUUGCUGGAGCUGCACAGUACGAUUGCUUUUUCCAACAUUUACGCUUGUUGGAUGGAGCACUUAAACUAUCAGCUAAGGAUCUUAGGUCCCAAGUGGUUCGAGAAGCUUGCAUUACUGUAGCCCAUCUUUCAACAGUUUUGGGAAACAAGUUUGACCAUGGCGCUGAAGCUAUUGUACCUACACUUUUUAAUCUUGUCCCUAAUAGUGCAAAAGUCAUGGCAACUUCUGGAUGUGCAGCAAUCAGAUUCAUCAUUCGGCAUACCCACGUACCCAGACUUAUCCCUUUAAUAACAAGCAAUUGCACAUCAAAAUCAGUUCCUGUGAGGAGGCGUUCAUUUGAAUUUUUAGAUUUGUUAUUACAAGAAUGGCAGACUCAUUCAUUGGAAAGACAUGCGGCUGUCUUGGUUGAAACUAUUAAGAAGGGAAUUCAUGAUGCUGAUGCUGAGGCCAGAGUGGAGGCAAGAAAGACGUAUAUGGGUCUUAGAAACCACUUCCCUGGGGAAGCCGAAACAUUAUAUAAUUCCCUUGAGCCAUCCUAUCAGAAAAGUCUUCAAACUUAUUUAAAGAGUUCUGGCAGUGUAGCAUCUCUUCCACAAUCAGACAGAUCCUCAUCUAGCUCACAAGAAAGUCUCAACCGCCCUUUUUCUUCUAAAUGGUCUACAGCAAAUCCAUCCGCUGUGGCUGGAAGAGUAUCGGCGAGCAGCAGCAAACCCAGUUCCCUUCCAGGAAGCUUGCAGCGUUCACGAAGUGACAUCGAUGUGAAUGCUGCUGCUGGUGCCAAGGCACAUCAUGCUGCUGUGCAGUCUGUGCGAAGUGGGCGGCUGGGUGCAGGGGCCUUGAAUCCAGGUUCCUAUGCAUCACUGGAGGAUACUUCUGACAAGAUGGAUGGAACAGCCUCUGAAGAUGGCCGGGUGAGAGCAAAGCUUUCAGCACCACUUACUGGCAUGGGAAGUGCCAAGACUGAUUCUAGAGGAAGAAGUCGAACAAAAAUGGUGUCUCAGUCACAGCGUUCAUCAUCACCUGACAAAAAUGAAGGAUCACAAUCUGCUAAUACCAUUGGUGCUGGCAGCCGGUCUGGGUCUCCAGGAAGAGUUCUGACCACUACAGCUCUCUCUACUGUGAGCUCCGGAGUUCAAAGAGUACUGGUCAGUUCCGCUUCAGCACAAAAAAGGAGCAAGAUACCACGGAGUCAAGGCUGUAGCAGAGAAGCUAGUCCAUCUAGGCUUUCAGUGGCCCGAAGCAGUCGUAUUCCUCGACCAAGUGUGAGUCAAGGUUGCAGCCGGGAAGCUAGUAGGGAGAGCAGCCGGGACACAAGUCCUGUUCGUUCUUUUCAGCCCCUUGCCUCCAGACACCAUUCCCGAUCUACUGGUGCCCUCUACGCCCCCGAUGUGUAUGGGGCCUCAGGUCCAGGGUACGGGAUCAGCCAGUCGAGCCGACUGUCGUCGUCUGUCAGUGCCAUGCGAGUCCUGAACACAGGUUCUGACGUGGAAGAGGCAGUAGCAGAUGCCUUGCUCUUAGGAGACAUACGGACUAAGAAAAAACCUGCUCGAAGAAGAUAUGACUAUGGAGUACAUUCAGAUGAUGAUGCCAACAGUGAUGCUUCCAGUGCUUGUUCAGAACGCUCCUAUAGUUCUCGAAAUGGUAGUAUUCCUACAUAUAUGAGGCAGACAGAAGAUGUGGCAGAAGUCCUCAAUAGAUGCGCUAGUUCCAAUUGGUCAGAAAGAAAGGAGGGCCUCCUGGGUCUGCAGAACUUAUUAAAAAACCAGAGAACAUUAAGUCGAGUUGAACUGAAAAGAUUAUGUGAAAUUUUCACAAGAAUGUUUGCUGAUCCUCAUGGCAAGAGAGUAUUCAGCAUGUUUUUGGAGACUCUAGUAGAUUUCAUACAAGUUCACAAAGAUGAUCUUCAAGAUUGGUUGUUUGUGCUGCUGACACAACUCCUAAAAAAAAUGGGUGCUGAUUUGCUUGGGUCUGUUCAGGCAAAAGUUCAGAAAGCCCUUGAUGUUACAAGAGAAUCUUUUCCAAAUGAUCUUCAAUUUAAUAUUCUAAUGAGAUUUACCGUUGAUCAGACCCAGACACCAAGCUUAAAGACAGUCAAGCCAGCACUUCGGGACCAGCUUCACUCUUUUUGGAGCUCCAAGGUAAAGGUUGCUAUCCUUAAAUACAUAGAAACUCUGGCCAAACAGAUGGAUCCAGGAGAUUUUAUAAAUUCCAGUGAAACUCGCCUAGCAGUGUCUCGGGUCAUCACUUGGACAACAGAACCCAAAAGUUCUGAUGUUCGGAAGGCAGCACAGUCAGUGCUGAUUUCUUUAUUUGAACUCAAUACCCCAGAGUUUACAAUGUUAUUAGGAGCUUUACCAAAAACUUUUCAAGAUGGUGCUACCAAACUGCUUCAUAAUCACCUUAGAAACACUGGCAAUGGAACCCAGAGUUCCAUAGGGAGUCCUUUGACAAGACCAACACCACGAUCACCAGCCAACUGGUCCAGUCCUCUUACUUCUCCUACCAACACAUCACAGAAUACUUUAUCUCCAAGUGCAUUUGAUUAUGACACAGAAAAUAUGAACUCUGAAGAUAUUUAUAGCUCUCUUAGAGGUGUCACUGAAGCAAUCCAAAAUUUCAGCUUCCGUAGUCAAGAAGACAUGAAUGAGCCAUUGAAAAGGGAUUCUAAAAAAGAUGAUGGUGAUUCAAUAUGUGGUGGUCCUGGAAUGGCAGACCCAAAGGCAGGAGGUGAUGCUACUGACUCAAGCCAAACAAGCAUUGAUAAUAAAGCUGCAUUACUCCAUUCAAUGCCUGCUCACUCCUCUCCACGCUCUCGAGACUAUAAUCCAUAUAACUAUUCAGAUAGCAUCAGUCCUUUCAACAAAUCAGCCCUCAAGGAAGCCAUGUUUGAUGAUGAUGCUGACCAGUUUCCUGAUGAUCUUUCCCUAGACCACUCUGACCUAGUUGCAGAGUUGUUGAAGGAGCUGUCUAACCACAAUGAACGUGUAGAAGAAAGAAAAAUUGCUCUCUAUGAACUCAUGAAACUAACACAGGAAGAAUCAUUCAGUGUUUGGGAUGAACACUUCAAAACAAUUCUGCUUUUAUUGCUUGAAACCCUGGGGGAUAAAGAGCCUACAAUCAGGGCUUUGGCGUUAAAAGUUUUAAGAGAAAUCCUGAGGCAUCAGCCAGCAAGGUUUAAAAACUAUGCAGAACUUACAGUCAUGAAAACAUUGGAAGCACAUAAAGAUCCUCACAAGGAGGUGGUGAGAUCGGCUGAGGAAGCUGCAUCAGUGUUGGCCACUUCAAUUAGUCCUGAGCAGUGCAUCAAAGUGCUUUGUCCUAUCAUCCAAACCGCGGACUACCCAAUUAACCUGGCUGCAAUCAAAAUGCAAACAAAAGUGAUAGAGAGAGUGUCCAAGGAAACCCUUAACCUGCUUUUGCCAGAGAUCAUGCCAGGCCUAAUACAGGGUUAUGAUAACUCAGAGAGCAGUGUUCGGAAAGCUUGUGUCUUCUGUCUAGUAGCUGUUCAUGCGGUAAUUGGUGAUGAACUAAAGCCACAUCUCAGUCAACUCACUGGCAGUAAAAUGAAGCUACUGAAUCUUUACAUCAAACGUGCACAAACGGGUUCUGGAGGCGCUGAUCCCACUACUGAUGUUUCUGGACAAAGUUAGUGAAGCUCACUGAAGUAAACCAGGUCUCUCAAACAGAGGACAGACAGACCACCCUCAUCAACGAAAAGGAAUCUCAAAUACAUUUUUAGGAACUUAAUCGUUUCCCAGUUUUGGUUUUCUGUUUUGUUUUUGUUUUGUAUUUUCUGUAAUAGAGAGCUAUCCUCAGACUGCAUGUAACUUUUAUGAUAGUUAUUCCAAAUUCAAGAAGCAGUAUUAACAUUAAUUGGUCAAUACGAAGUAAUUUUUUAAUCUAAUUCAUCAUUUCACAUGUUUGUACUUUGUCUUCCCAUUAACCUUUGCCAGUGUUAUGAUUGUACACAUUUUUUAAAAUUCUGGUUAAACAGGAAUGCUUAAAGCUUUAAAGGUUUUAACAGUCUAAAACAUUUUUUGCCUCUAUUCAACUGCAGAAUAAUAUUUUUAUUGCUACUUUGAGUUUUGUUCUGUAUCAUGUCCUAUGCUAGAAAUAUUGACAAUGAUGUGAAACAAAGCAGGACUAAUUUUAACUUCAGCCAGACUCUGUUGCUGUGAUGGUGAUACAUACGUCAUUAGUUGCAACUUCUUUGAGGUGAUCAGUAGUUUGAAAA
This is a messenger RNA of Fukomys damarensis (Damara mole-rat), 5325 nucleotides long. It is a transcript of the gene Clasp2, whose product is annotated as cytoplasmic linker associated protein 2. The coding region runs from base 32 to 4741 and encodes 1569 amino acids. Gene Ontology annotation, molecular function: microtubule binding. Gene Ontology annotation, biological process: mitotic spindle assembly. Lineage: Eukaryota; Metazoa; Chordata; Mammalia; Rodentia; Bathyergidae. The record is from RefSeq and is a predicted model, not a curated record. Gene Ontology annotation, cellular component: mitotic spindle; spindle microtubule; microtubule organizing center. The transcript has 44 exons.